CAUGCAUAAAUGACCCGGUCGAACGGCACAAAUUCUAAUCAUUCCCUCUCACCAUCAUUUACGCCGCCGAUGCCCUUGUGGAUCUAUCACCUAUCGCCAUGGGUUCCAUAACACUCAACGCAACGCAGUCUAGCUCCGAGUUCAGAAUCCUGACUCCUAAUGCUAUGCUUGGCUAUGGUUACAAUGUCGACCAUUUUUGGUAUGGAAUACAGCAUUAUCAUCCAGCAGCAAUCAUCGUGGACAGUGGGUCUACAGAUGGAGGACCGUACAAACUUGGUAUGAAUAAGAUGACGUGUGGCCGGGGCUCAUAUGUUCGAGAUCUUGAGCCCAUUCUCGCUGCUUGCUUUCAUGCCAAGGUAAAGGUCUUGAUAUCAUCAGUGGGUGGCGAUGGCAGCACUAAGCAUGUUGCUGAGAUGUUGGAAAUCGUUUCGACAAUCGCUAAAGAAAAGGGUUAUCACUUCAAGAUUGCAACAAUCGAUGCUGGAAUCAGUCGGGAUCUGAUCAAGAGUCGCAUAAAAGAUGGAGCUGUCAGCCCCUGUGGUCCCGUUGAUCCCCUUCGUACAGAGGAUGUCGAUGCCGCCGUCGAUGUCGUUGCCCAGAUGGGCGCUGAACCAUACAUCGAAGCACUGAAAGGAGAACCUGAUAUUAUUCUAGGAGGGCGAUCCUACGAUCCCGCGCCUUUUGCGGGCUUCUGUAUCUCCCGUGGCGUACAAGACGGUGUGGCAUGGCACAUGGGCAAAAUUAUGGAAUGUGGCGGCAUCUGCGCGGUGCCGAAAGGACGAUCAAUGAUUGCCACGGUCAGAUAUGACUCCUUUGAUUUGACGCCACUGGCUCCAGGAGAACGAUGCACCCCACUCUCGGUUGCAUCGCAUACACUGUAUGAAAAAACUCGACCCGAUCGACUGCCAGGUCCUGGCGGAAUACUCAAUCUCGAUAAGGCACAAUACGAGCAAAUCACGGAAAAGACCUGCCGCGUUUCUGGAGCCCAGUUCGUCAAGACUCCCUAUCAGAUAAAGCUGGAAGGCGUAGAACACUUGGGAUUCAGGACUAUCUUCAUUGGUGGUAUACGUGAUCCAAUCCUAAUCGCUCAGAUCGACGAUUUUCUCGAACGCGUGCGAGAAUACACAAAAGGCCUCUUUCCUGAACUGGACCAGUCUGAACAAUGCCGUUUGAUAUAUCAUGUGUAUGGUAAGAAUGGAGUGAUGGGUCUGUUGGAGCCGGUACAAGCAACCCCACAUGAGAUAGCUGUACUGGGCGAGGUGAUCGCACCAUCGCAAGAACUAUCACAUACCAUUGCCAACAAUGCGCGUGCAUCGAUUCUGCACUUUGCAUAUCCUGGACAGAUGGCAACUACCGGAAACUUUGCUAGCCCUCUUUCGCCACAUGAGCAAGAAGCUGGUGCAGUAUUCAAAUUCAGCCUUUAUCAUCUAGUAGAUUUGGAAGAUGGCGAAGAAAAAUCCUUGUUUCCCGUCACUUACCACCAUGUCAGUUCCACAACGACUCCCCAAGCACAUAAGCCUUUAGCAGGUGAGAAGCUGCACGCACUUCAAAAUGGAAGCCUUGUUCCUCUUUCGAUCAAAGAAAUCCCAACAGGCUCCGGAGAGCUGAGCCAGUUUGCGAAGAUCAUUCGAUCAAAGAACUCUGGUCCUUUUGAGCUUACGCUGGAUGUCAUGUUCGACAAUCAAGAGGCCUACCAACGAGUCAAAGUUGCGAAUGUUCUCACAAACGAUACGAUCAAACAGCUGUAUCGAGUCUCUGAGGAUCAAAUCAUCACCAACAUGUACUUUGAUCCAGCUAUGGCAUGGAAAUGUACCAUUAAGCGUCCCUGGGCUCAAGGAAGUGUUGGGGAACGGGACACACUUGGUACACAGCAGCAUGCACCACUGCUUGGUAUACAGAUUCCAGCGAAUAGCAACACCGGCCUAGGCACUCAGAUCAACGGCACACCCAACGAAGAUAUUAAAAAUGGUAUCGAUCGUGCGCCACUACCAAACGGUAACAGAUCGAUUACUUCCGCACCUGACAAGAUUCAAUCAGGCAACAUGCCAUUGGGCUCAUCCGCACAAUAUCUCGAUAGGACGCAACAUCGAGCAAUCGAUAUAGUUAGUGAGGUGUGGGCUGGUAUGGAACUACCAAGUACAGCCAUCCAAUCAGUAUCGCUCCCUGGAGAUGAUGGAAACGGCCCACCUGCACUGCCAUCAUCAUACAAAAUAGGCCAUCUAUCCCAAAGCUCUAUAGCUAUUUCAGCGCUCGCAGCUGCCCAGUUUCACGCACUACGCAAUGGUACCGCCGUCCCUGGAGUGACUGUUGAUCGGAAACACUCUGCAAUAGAAUUCAAAUCAGAACGACUCUACAAGCUAGCUGGGCAACCAGCUCCAAAUCCUUGGGGGGACAUCGGGGGUUUGCACAGGACAUCUGACGGCUAUGUCCGCAUCCACGAUUCAUUCCCAAAUCACAAAGACGGUUCACUAGAUCUACUAGGUCUGUCACAUAAGGCAUCUCGAAAAGAUGUAUCAGCACGCACAGCAGAAUGGGCAAGUAUCGAUCUUGAAUCUGUAGGUGUAAUCGAGCAGCGCGUCGCUAUUUAUGCCCUCCGAAGCUAUCAGCAGUGGGAUAAAUUGCCACAAGCUCGUGCGAUAGGCAACCUACCGAUAAUGAUCAAGGCGAUCGGAGCUGCACCCAAAGGAAUACCUCCUAGAUUAGGUGGGAACAAUGACAAAUGUCUUCGCGGUCUCCGUGUAGUGGAGAUGAGUCGAGUGAUCGCUGCUCCACUCGCCGGAAAGACGUUGGCAGCGCACGGUGCUGAUGUUCUUUGGGUCACAUCGCCAAAUCUUCCAGACUUGCCAACAAUGGACCGGGACUUUGGCCGUGGAAAACGAACGAUUCAAUUGGACAUCAAUAAGCCGGAUGAGCUUGAGCAACUCAAAGCUUUGAUAAAAACGGCGGAUGUCUUCAUACAGGGGUUCCGUCCAGAAUCAUUAGCAGCACGUGGGUUGUCCCCGCAAGAUGUAAUCAAGUUGAACCCGGGAAUCAUAUAUGCCAACAUGUCCGCAUUUGGCCCUAACGGGCCGUGGCGUGGUCGACGGGGAUUUGAUUCACUGGUCCAAACCUGUAGUGGCAUGAAUGUGUCAGAAGCUGAGCAUCAUGGCACUGGGGAACCAGCAAGACCUACGCCAUGUCAGGCUCUGGAUCAUGCAGGUGGCUAUUUGCUUGCCGCUGGGAUCAUCGGAGCAUUGUGUCACCGGGCCAUGGAAGGAGGAUCCUGGCAGGUUGAUGUUUCUCUAGCUGGGUGCAUGAAAUACCUACGCAGCUUAGGGCAGUAUCCCGGAAGGUCAGGAUUCGACUGCCAGGAUUAUGAGAAGACAGAAGACGUUGAAGAAUAUCUGGAAUCGCGCGAAAGUGCCUUUGGUUUGUUGCAAGCUGUUCGGCACAGUGCAAGCAUUGAGGGUUGUCCGGUUGGUUGGGAGGUCAUGCCAAAACCACUAGGCAGUGAUGUCGCUGCAUGGCUAUCGUGAUUCAAUUCCCGUAGAGCAGACCGUAGAUUCAUAUUUGGGAUAGAAGGAGAUUAGACAAUUAUG
Messenger RNA from Aaosphaeria arxii CBS 175.79, 3578 nucleotides. Its product is annotated as CAIB/BAIF family enzyme. Gene Ontology annotation, molecular function: catalytic activity. The coding region runs from base 99 to 3515 and encodes 1138 amino acids. NCBI's taxonomy places the organism in Eukaryota, Fungi, Ascomycota, Dothideomycetes, Pleosporales. The transcript has 2 exons. The record is from RefSeq and is a predicted model, not a curated record.